Messenger RNA from Patiria miniata (bat star), 1782 nucleotides. RefSeq names its product putative protein TPRXL. The transcript has 2 exons. Bases 327 to 1355 code for a protein of 342 amino acids. The record is from RefSeq and is a predicted model, not a curated record. NCBI's taxonomy places the organism in Eukaryota, Metazoa, Echinodermata, Asteroidea, Valvatida, Asterinidae.
ACCCCAUUCAUAAUUUUGUUUGCAUGGCUCACAUGACCAGCAUGUGAGAACCGAUCUACCGUAUGGACUUUACACCGUGUGUUUGUAGUGAAGUAGUGGGGAACUAUUUGCGGCACAGAGUGGAACCACACAACGCAUGAGUCACUCGGCGCGACGGGCCUUUACUUCCGAAUCAUCAAGUCAUAUUUAUAAGGCCGGCCGGCCCGUGAUCGUGAAUUCAUUUCUUCGCCGUCGAGACAUCAACUUAAGUCGAUUUACUGCUCGAUCAAUAUUUGCUGCUUUUUUAAAAACUUCUUGGAGGGUUAAAGUAAUCAUUCCAACAGCAGAUGCCGACACAGGCUGCUCCCGCGAUCAGAUUAACCAUGUCUGAUCACAGCAGCACCACUACAACUCUACCGGUGCCCCAACGGCCACCGACGGUAACCCUGUCUACGGACCACGAGUCUUGCUCCCCGACCCACCCUAAGACCAAGAGGAAUCUCCUGUCUACUUUGAAGAACUCCCCGUCCAUGUUGAGGCGGCGGAUGAAGCCCCCUCAUCUCAACAGCACUCGGAAUUCUUGGGACAAUCCGGAUUCUACUUCGUCAUCAUCGUCACCCGUUACAUCAGGAUCGUCGUUCACCGCCAAGGAGUUCCAUGUGAAGUAUCAGGGUCGGGUGCGGGUGACCACGCUGCAGGUGAGCGAAGCGGUCAACGCGGUCAAGAAACUCGCCCCGGAGCUGACGGCAACACACUCGCCUGCCUCAUCAACAGAGGAUCUCUUGAAUGUCUCGCCCUCAACAUCUUUAUCAUCUCUGGCAUCACCGACCACCACGCUACCCCGGGCCUCCUCACCGUCUAGCCCGGCCAUGCCCAAGUCUCCCCGCUCGGCCAAGUCUCCCAAAUCACUCAACAAAUCCUGCUGCCUGAGCAUCUCCAAGCAGUGCGUCUGCAUCGACGAUGAGGAGCGGCUUGUAAACGAAACCAUCCCCAUAGCCACGGUAGCCUACUGCGCUACGGACCUGCGCUACCCUCGUGCCGUGUCCCUCAUCUGUAAGACCCACAGUAGCGUCUUGAUGUGCCACGUCUUCAUCUGCACUUCCCGGGAAAAGUCUGAGAAGAUCGUAGCCUUCAUCGGCAAGGCCUUCGAGUCGGCCUGGCAGGACUUUAAAAGCGUGCACGACCCGGCCACUCAUGGGGGACUCGGACAAAAUCUCACCAACAAUAACUACGAGUAUUUUAUCCGUGGGCGGUCGAGAUCCCAAGACAUCACCGGAACAGGACGGGGUGGCAGCCCCGGUAAUACCACUCCGGACAGGCACUCAGCUUACGAGAUCAGGAACGAUGAUUUCUCCUCCAGCCCCGAUGAUGAUUAGUACAUAGCACCACAUUAAAAACCAACAAAGAAAUGGAGAUUAUUCUCCCUCUUCGGUUCUCUCCGAUGUUUGACGCAACAUGCGCCGUUCCCCCGGCUCCGACCGAGACGUCUAUCAGUCAACACGGGGGACGAUGACGGCCGACGCGCCCGCAGCUACGCGCUCCUCGCGGGACCAAGCCCAAUCUGUCAAGUGCUGUGCUGGAGAGAUAUAUGGAGCAAAGUGACAUGUUUCACUGAGCCGGCCAGGGCAAGUCGUGAAAGAGCAAAAUGGUCGCUCAGCCUUUUCUUGGAGAUCCCAGCUUUUGGCUGAACUUUUGAGAAUCUUGUGACUAGUGAGGCAUCAAGGAUAAUACAAGUUAAAGCCGUUUUAAAAUUCCAUGACUAAAAGUCAGUAUUUCAUUUAGGGGUGAUAUAUUUACACAAAA